AUGGUCCGCCUUCAAGAGCCGUCGAGCAUUACUCGUGCUGCCGUGUUGGCCAGGAUCAUGGAAGAAGAGGCGGAAAAUCAGCGUGCUCGUCCGCAAAUCACUCCCACGAGUCAACCUCCACCACCCCUCUUGCCACAACCACCACGGGCCGUGGGGGCGCCACGGCCAGGGGGCGCUGUUGUGCCCAACGACGACCUGGCACGCGAGCGCCAGCAACGCGAGCAUCGGUGUGCCAACGGCCUCUGCUUCAAAUGUGGAGAUCGGUACUCCCGCGAGCAUCGGUGCAAGCCAGCCACCCAACUGCCUACGAUCCAUGUCGGCGACUACGGUGAGUUGCUCAGCGACGACGCGGUCCACGCUUUGGACCUGCUCGGCGCACCGGCACAACCAGAGCCGACACCCGAGUGUUGCGUGCUCUCCACGCACGCUGUCACGGGGACCGAGACACCGCAUACUAUCCGUCUACGAGCGCUCGUCGGCAACCAAGUUAUGUUGUUGUUGGUGGACUCUGGGAGCACGCACAACUUCAUUUCCACGGCAUUCGUAGACCGCAUCAAAGCAACGUCAGUCACUGUGCCGGCGGUCAAGGUACGCGUCGCCAACGAAGAGCGCAUGUCCUGCAACAGCAUGGUCCAAGGGCUGCAGUGGUGGAUUCGAGGAGACACAUUCCGCAUGGACAUGCGGCAACUGGCUUUGGGGGCUUACGAUGGUGUGCUUGGCAUGGACUAG
This is a messenger RNA of Triticum urartu, 729 nucleotides long. NCBI's taxonomy places the organism in Eukaryota, Viridiplantae, Streptophyta, Magnoliopsida, Poales, Poaceae. The record is from RefSeq and is a predicted model, not a curated record.